UCACUGCGACCCACUUUUUAAAGAAACCGCUGAGCUCGGAGACUCCACCUCCAACACGUCAUUCCCGUCAGGAUAUCGCGUUCAUGACCCGUCUCUUGGUUACAAUUAACCUAGUAAUCCACCCGUAGUAGAAACUCUAAACGUCCUUCAUCCUAAGCGUUUCGGUAAUUUCGCACCCCAGCCGCUCCGGACAUGGCUGCAUCCAGCGAGUGCAGGUACAAAUAUGAGGAAUGCAAAGAAACAGUAGACUGGCUGCUGGCUCAUACAAACAUCCAGCCAAAAGUAGCUAUUAUCUGUGGAUCAGGUCUUGGAGGCCUGUCUGAUCUGCUGAACAACAGGAUUGUGUUUCCUUAUAUGGAUAUCCCCAAUUUCCCACACAGUACAGUAGCAGGACAUGCAGGAGAGCUGGUGUUUGGGGAGCUGAACGGAAAGCAGUGUGUUUGCAUGAAAGGCCGCUUUCACUUCUAUGAGGGCUAUGACAUUGCCAUGGUCACAUUCCCAGUACGUGUCUUUUUCCUUCUUGGAGUCGAGACUUUGAUUGUAACGAAUGCUGCAGGAGGGUUAAACUCUAAUUAUAAGGUGGGAGAUAUUAUGAUGAUCAAGGAUCACAUCAAUAUUCCUGGCUUUGCAGGCCAGAAUCCUCUGUGUGGCCCAAAUGAUGAGAGGUUUGGCGUGCGAUUUCCCUGCAUGUCGGAUGCAUAUGAUAAAGACCUGGCUCAGCUAGCCAGGCAGACAGCUAAGGAUCUGGGCUUUGAUGAAUUCCUCCAACAGGGAGUCUACUGUAUGCUGGCUGGACCUACGUAUGAAACUGUAGCUGAGUGUAAAGUCCUCCAGUUACUGGGGGCAGAUGCUGUAGGCAUGAGCACGGUGCCAGAGGUUGUGGUGGCACGUCACUGUGGCCUGCGCGUCUUUGGCCUCUCCCUCAUCACCAACAAGGUGGUGUCCGACUACAACAGUGAGGAGCGUGCCAACCAUGAUGAGGUUCUUACAACCACAAACAUGCGUACUCAAGAUAUUCAGCGCUUGGUCAGUCAUCUUGUGAAAAAAAUAUAAAGUCAUGCUUCCUGGUCUACAGGCAAUACAAGCUCCCUAACAAUGAAGCUUACAUAACCAACAAAGUAUGUGUAAAAUGCUAUAAUGGAAUAAUUGCACUAAUAAGAGACUUAGAGAUUAUAGCAUUAACUGUAAAGAGUAAUUUAUAUUUUGCACUAGCAGUCUGACAUCUUAUAAUUUAAUCCCAGCAAUAUUAAGAUGAUUUAGACUGCUAUAUCUACCUAUCUACAGAUAACUAUAAAUAAUAUUUAUUACGGUACAUGAUUGACACACUUUUACUCUUCACUGUGAACCCUGUAGUCACUUAAAUACUUAAAUUACUGUUUGCAGUCUACACUGAAGAGUAAUAUCACAACCCACAGUAUCCUGGAAAGAUCAUCUAAUCGUGUGUGUGUGUGUGUGUGAGUGUGUGUGUGUGAGUGUGUGUGUGUGUGUCUGUGUGUGUG
Hemibagrus wyckioides is the source of this 1499-nucleotide messenger RNA. It is a transcript of the gene pnp6, whose product is annotated as purine nucleoside phosphorylase 6. The transcript has 6 exons. Lineage: Eukaryota; Metazoa; Chordata; Actinopteri; Siluriformes; Bagridae. Gene Ontology annotation, cellular component: cytoplasm. The record is from RefSeq and is a predicted model, not a curated record. Gene Ontology annotation, biological process: nucleoside metabolic process. Gene Ontology annotation, molecular function: purine-nucleoside phosphorylase activity. Bases 193 to 1053 code for a protein of 286 amino acids.